AUUUUUGAAUUUUCAAUUUAUAUUUUCGUGCAUUACCUACCUACUGCCUGACUGAGUUAAUUUAUUUUUGUGUUUGUUGAUACAGAUGCGGUCACGUCUUAUGUAAAAAUAAUGUAACGGAUAGUGUAUAGCUAAUAUUAGAACGGCAGGUGGAAAAGAUAAUAUUUUUAACAUUAGCAUUUCGCACUCCGUAUCUUUCAGUGUAACAUUCCAGAUCUUGGUUAUUUAUACUUAAGUUCCGGAUAGUUAAAUGCUGAAUUUUAUAGCGAAUAAUUAAUAAUAACAUCUACCUCAAAUUACGCAAAAAUACCUAACUAACUAUGAGGAAUAGGUUUAGAAACUCGAAUACUCCGGUAAAGGCUGGAGAUUUAAUUUUAUCUGAAGAACCCUUUGCGUAUAUUUUAUCAUCAAAAGAAAAUGGAAAUCGAUGUGAUAAUUGUCUACAAAACUGUCGAGUUCUAAAGUGUUCUGGAUGCCAGUUUGUUUAUUACUGUGGAAAGAGUUGUCAGAGGGAUGCAUGGAGUGAUCACAAAUGGGAGUGUGCAAAUUUCAAGAGAGUAGCGCCGAAAAUAGUACCAGAUGGAGCCAGGAUGUUGGCAAAGAUUAUAAAUCGACUGAAGAGAGGCGACGGUAACUCUUAUAAGGCAUUUUACACACCUACCUCAUUUAGGAUGUGGAAAGAUCUUAUGUCGCAUUUUUCAGACCUAAAGAAAGAUAAGAAGAGGAUGGACCAUUUCACGACAUUAUGUGUAGUUCUUUACGAAUUUCUAAAGGACAUUUCAUUGCCAAAUACCGUAGAUCUCAUGGGAUUGUACGGGCGAAUGGUAAUCAACAGUUUCACGAUACUAAAUGUGGAUAUGAACUCAAUCGGUACAGGUAUAUACAUAGCUGCGUCGAUCAUAGACCAUAGUUGUAAUCCCAAUGCAGUAGCCACAUUUGAUGGCAAGACUAUUCAUAUAACCGCUAUAAAGGAUAUGCCUUGCUUGGAUUGGAAACAGAUACGUAUAUCAUAUAUAGAUCUAAUGAAAACGCCGUUCGACCGCCAAACGGAGUUGUUGGAGAACUAUUACUUCGCGUGCGAGUGUGACAGGUGCAUGGAUGACAGCCAAUUGAAAUACCUUCAUGCAGCGAAAUGCCUUAAUUCGAACUGUGAUAAUCCAAUAAAUAUACAAUGGAAAGAAAAUUGCCAACUCGUCAUGAAAACUAAGAAAAAUAAAAUUGAAAAUGGCGCCGUAACUACCAACGGAACGGAAACGGAAGAGAGUAAUCUACAAAAUGGUGUAACAGAAAGAGAUGAACAUAUAGACAACGGUUUGGUAGACAAAGAUAGCAAUAUACAAACCAAUGGAGAGAGUGAUAUGGAAAAUCAUGUGUUGGAAAGAGAUGGAAUAUAUUGUUCUGAAUGCGGUACUCAUUAUACGGAUAAACAUGUCGAAGUUUUCAAAAAGACGAUGGAGUUUUCGGAGUUGCAUUUGUUGAAUAUGAAAGAAACUACUGUAGCAUACGUCGACGUAUGCAAGUACUGCAUAGAGCGGCAGGAGGGUGUCUUGCACCCACUGAACGUGAUGCACGCACAAACAUUGGACCAGGCGUUCGAUGCGCUGGUCCAAGUGCAGCUGUGGGAACAGGCUUGUGUGUACGCAGAGAAACUGUUGCCUUGCUUUAGGUAUUAUUAUGGUCCCCUACACCCACUGCUUGGCUUAUUGCAACUGAAGUAUGGAAAGAUAUUACUGUACAAAAUGGAUUUAACAAAGGCUGUGAUUCAAUUCAAGGGUGCUGAAAAAAUAUUGAAAAUCACUCACGGAGAAAAGCAUCCGCUAUACAAGGAGCAAUUAUUGCCCUUGUUACAUCAAGCUAUAAUAGAAUCAUCCUAGAAUUAAAUAUUUAUUUGUAUAAUGGACCUCUUCACCAUGGGCAGUGUGGGCCUAACAAAUGAUUGUCAAUGAUUGCCACUAUUAUGGUGAUUAUGAAUAAAUAACUACAAUAACGGCUGUGAUCAUAGAUAUUUAGGCCCUCUACACUAUCGUGUUUGCGUAUAUUCGCCCAACGCUGCCCAUUGUGAAGAGGGCCCAUAAGAUUUAGUAAUUGUCAAGUUUUUUUAUAUAAUUAGAUGGCUCCAUAAGUGAAGAUUAUACUGUAGAAACAGAAUGGCAAUAGUGUUUUUUUAAGAGUUUACAAGGACCAAUAAUAGAUCUAAACAGUCUGCCUUAGAUAUUAUAAAUGUCGAAAUAACACAUUUUUUUGUAUGUCAGAUCAAAUGUCAAUUAGUUUUAUGAUAUGGCUGUGUGUGCAAUAAAUUAUUUCGAUUU
Molecule: messenger RNA, 2309 nt
Organism: Colias croceus (clouded yellow)
Lineage: Eukaryota; Metazoa; Arthropoda; Insecta; Lepidoptera; Pieridae
Gene: Smyd3
Product: histone-lysine N-methyltransferase SMYD3
Exons: 9
Coding region: 321-1874 (517 amino acids)
Cellular component (GO): nucleus
Molecular function (GO): protein binding
Source: RefSeq, a predicted model, not a curated record